AGCCCCUCACAAUUUUCUUUAUACAUUUCAAAUUAUCCAUGGGAAAAAACAUGAUUUUUACGCUGCAGUCAAUGCUUUGCUUUCAUAUCAACAUUGUUGCAUCUCUAAAGAGCUCCACUGACGAGUAUGCUCUUUUAGCCUUCAAAUCUCAAAUAACUUCUGAUUCAAAUAAUAUCUUGGCUAAAAAUUGGUCACAAGGAACCUCAUUUUGUAACUGGGUUGGCAUUACUUGUGGCAGUAGAUAUCAAAGAGUUAGGGAGUUGAAUUUAGCAAAUAUGGGUGUAGGAGGUACUAUUGCUAAGGAAAUCGGUGAACUCUCUUUCUUGAGAUCCUUGAUUAUUAGCAACAAUAAUUUCCUUGGAUUUAUCCCUGGCGAAAUUGGUAAUUUAAGCCAGCUUCGAGAAAUAGAGAUGAAGAUAAAUCUCUCCCAUAACAGGCUCUAUGGAGAAAUUCCUAAUAGGAUUUUCAACCUCCCUUGUUUGACGGCAAUUGAUUUAAGAAACAAUAGUCUCUCAGGACGUCUCCCCACAGAUAUCUGCAAUAAUCUUCCAAAUAUGGAGUGGCUAAGAAUUUUGUUUAAUCAUAUAAGUGGCAACAUUCCUCCAAGCUUGGGAGCAUGCAGGAAGCUUCAACUACUUUCUCUGAUGUACAAUAAUUUUUCUGGAAGCAUUCCAAUGGAAAUCGGAAACUUGUCAAAGCUUCAAUCUCUCUAUCUAGGAGGAAAUAAUUUGAUGGGAAAUAUUCCAAAUGAAAUUGGAAAGCUAUCUGAACUUGUAUAUUUAGAUUUGGGGAUCAACCAUUUGAAUGGAAGCAUUCCAUACGAAGUUGGAAACUCAUCGGCACUUCAACAAUUUUAUUUGUUUUCAAAUAACUUAAUAGGUGAAAUUCCGCAUUCAAUUGGCAAUUUAUCAAAUUUGAAGAUUUUGGAUAUGUCCCAAAACAAUCUUCAUGGUCCAAUACUUGCAGCCAUCUUCAAUCUCUCCAUGUUAAAAGUACUUGCUUUAGACGUUAAUAGUAUAUUUGGGAAUCUUCCAUCUUCAAUUGCCAAUUGGCUUCCUGAUCUCGAAGGUCUCUAUCUCGGUGGCAAUCAAUUGGGCGGUGAAAUUCCUGCCUCUGUUUCAAAUUUUUCUAAGCUUAUCCACUUGGAUCUUAGUUACAACUCGUUCAAUGGACGAGUGCCCAUGAAUAUUGGGAAUUUACAGAACCUACAAAAACUAGGAUUGGAUAAUAAUGAGUUGACAAAUGAUCCUUCAAUGAUCGAAUUGGAUUUUCUUAUUUCAUUGAAAAAUUGUAGGAAUUUGAAGAUCAUAGUGAUGAAAUAUUACCAAAAGCCUUGGGUAAUUUGUCAACAUCAGUUGAAAUUUUCUCUGCCGCUUAUAGUGGCAUUAAAGGUAUCAUUCCUAAUGAAAUUGGUAAUAUGAGCAACUUGAUCGAGUUAAACAUUGGAGUCAAUGAAUUGACAGGAACAAUCCCUGACACAUUGGGGCAAUUAAGAAAAUUGCAAAAGCUGGAACUUCGUUCCAAUAAACUAGGGGGGUCGGUACCUUUCAACCUUUGCAAUUUGGUAAAUCUAUAUCGUCUUCAUUUGAGCAAUAAUAAGCUUUCUCAACAGAUACCAACUUGUUUAGGAAAUCUUACCUCUUUACGAGAAAUGUAUUUAGAUUACAACUCAUUGACUUCAACUAUCCCAUCCACACUUUGGACUAACAAGGAUAUUCUGAUUUUGAGUUUAGCUUAUAAUUCGCUAAAUGGGUCAUUGGCUUUAGAAAUUGGAAGCAUUAAGAACAUGAGGGAGUUAUACUUAUCAGGAAAUCAGUUUUCAGGUGAUAUUCCAAGCACCCUUGGGCAACUUCAAAAUUUGGAAAUUCUUACAUUAUCGAACAAUCAGUUACAUGGUCAUAUACCUGAGUCGUUUGGGAAUUUGAUUUCAUUGCAAAAUCUGGAUCUUUCCAAAAACAAUCUCUAUGGUGUAAUCCCCAAGUCAUUGGAAAAACUUGAGUACCUUGAGUAUUUCAAUGUUUCAUUCAAUGAACUUAGUGGUGAAAUUCCAAGUGGAGGGCCUUUCAAAAAUUUCAGGUCAGAAUUUUUUGUAGGCAAUAGAGAAUUGUGUGGAGCAUCUCAAUUUAAAGUCAAGCCGUGCAAAAAUAAUACAGCUAGAUUAUCAAGCAAUACUAGAGUUUUGAAGUACAUUUUACUACCAGUUGCUAUUGUAUUGAGUUUGGCCAUUACUGUGGUUUAUGUAAUAAGACGCGGUAGUAGAAGUACGGUUCUACUAGCUCACUCUACUUUCCCUAUCACUGUCAAGAGGAUUUCAUAUUAUGAAGUUCUAAAUGCUACCAACAAUUUUGGUGAAGAGAAUCUUAUUGGUGAAGGCAACAUCGGGUUAGUGUACAAGGAAAUAUUUUCAGAUGGAAUGAUAGCUGCAAUUAAGGUUUUUAAUCUAGAUUUGGAAGGUGCAAACCAAUGUUUUAUACUGAGUGCCAAAUUUUGUGCAACAUUCGUCAUAGAAAUCUUGUCAAGAUAAUUACAAGUUGCUCUAACCUUGAUCUUAAAGCCUUGGUGCUGGAAUAUAUGCCUAAUGGAAACCUUACAAAAUGGCUAUCCUCGAGCAACUAUUUCCUAAAUAUGUCUCAAAGAUUGGAAAUAAUGACAGAUGUGGCAUCUGCACUCGAGUAUCUGCAUCAUGGGUGUCCCUUUCCGAUUGUUCAUUGUGAUUUGAAGCCCAACAACAUAGUUUUAGAUGAAGAUAUGGUUGCCCAUGUUGGAGACUUUGGCAUUUCCAAGCUUUUAACUGAAGACCAGAGAAUUUCAAUUACCAAGACGUUAGGGACCAUUGGAUAUAUGGCUCCAGAGUAUGGAUCUACUGGAUUGAUAUCGACUAUGGCCGAUGUUUAUAGCUAUGGGAUUAUGCUGAUGGAGACAUUUACCAAAAAGAAGCCGACAAGUGAUAUGUUUGUUGGAGAGUUCACAAUGAGGAAAUGGGUGUUCGAAUCAUUCCCCGAUGCAAUAAUGCAGAUAGUGGAUGUUGAUCUAGUGAAUCCAGUUGAAGAUAAUAUUCAAGCCAAAGAGAUCUGCUUUAGAUCAAUAAUGGGAAUAGCACUAGAAUGCACGGCUAACUGGCCCAACGAGAGGCUCAAUUUGAAAGAUGUUGUAAAAAGGCUCAAGGAGAUCAAAACUGAAUUUUGUAAAGUAUAAUACUGUGGCGGAUUAAGAUGAAGAGGUUUGUUUCUUAAUUAAAUUUGCUUUUUCCAUCUCGUAAGAACACAAAAAGGUAGGCGUUUGAGCUAAAAUUUUAUUAAUGAAAUCAAAACCUAUUUUUAGUUUUAGUUGUCGUAGAAUCCAGUCAUCAUAUUAACUACUUUUUAAAACAUACUUCAAUCAUCUCUCAUAAGCUUAUUAUAUACAUCUUUCUAUUAUAGAAAAACUUGGAAAUCAUUUUUGGCUGCUGCCAUUGUUUUGCGAUAUGUUAUUACUGUGAGUUGCUUCUGUGUAAGGAUACCAUGAUAUCAUUACGCGGGUGAUACUGAUGAGAUGAUAAGCAGAUGUAGCAUUUUCUUUUAAUUCUAAAUUAUUAUUUUAGUAAAGUUGCAAUGUCCUAUGUUGGUUUUGUUUCUGAUGACAUUCUUCGUUUCUCUGUUGGCAUUUUCCAAUGAAAAACAUUCUCUUUUCUUUGAAGGAAGGAGCAGACCAUCUUGAAGAACUAAGGAGCGUUUCUGGCUGCUAUGUUGCAUUCAGGCUAUUUUCAAACAUCAGAGUGCCUCAAGGCUUACCCUCAUCCAUAUAACACUCACCAGUUAUUUUGUGAAC
Olea europaea var. sylvestris is the source of this 3807-nucleotide messenger RNA. Its product is annotated as probable LRR receptor-like serine/threonine-protein kinase At3g47570. The record is from RefSeq and is a predicted model, not a curated record. Lineage: Eukaryota; Viridiplantae; Streptophyta; Magnoliopsida; Lamiales; Oleaceae. Bases 39 to 1421 code for a protein of 460 amino acids. Gene Ontology annotation, molecular function: protein binding. The transcript has 6 exons.